CUUGCUUCGGCUUUCCUGUCUCUACUAGUCCAGAUAGUCUGCAUUAUUUGCCCCCAGUCGCUCUUUUCAAGCUGUCGUGUUUCGACGCAUCCUCUCCGCAUGGGAAAUUCAGUUAUACCCCUCUCUCUCUUAUACCUUUUCGUCGCAGCUGUACAAGCUGUUAAGAUACCAUUUCACGUCAAACACAACCACGGUUCUCACUCGCUUUCGCGGAGGACUACUGUGACCGGAUCCUCCAACACCUCGGGCAACAGCUCCAUACCGGUGGCGAAUACCCGGAAUGCGUUCUAUAUCAGCAAUAUAACGCUCGGAGGCGUCACCAAGCCGGUUAUGCUGGACACGGGAAGCUCCGACCUGUGGGUUACUGGGGACGUUCCGGGCACCGUGGAUACCGGGAAGUCGUUGACGUUGUCCUAUGCUGUGGGUGCAGCCAAAGGCAGUAUCAACACAGCGACCUUGACCUUCGACGAUUAUACGGUGGAGAACCAGGCGUAUCUUCUCGUAACUGACACGUCGAGCUUUUCGGCCAACAUCGCAUCCGAGGGCUACGAGGGCCUGAUUGGUCUAGGGCCGAACUCAGGAUCCGUCAUUCGCGACAAGCUCGACAGCGCGGCGGGCAACAAUGUCGUGAACAGAAUCUUCCAACAGAAUGAAACCUCUUCCAACUUUAUAUCAUUUCUAUUGGAUCGGCAGGACGAUCCGACAUCUUCAUUCACCGGUCAAUUGACGAUCUCCGAGAUCAUCCCAGGGUUCGAGAAGAUCAGCGACAUGGAGAAGAUGGACGUCGAGACUGUCAGAAGGUUGACGAAGCAGGAUCAACAUUGGUCUGUUCUAAUUGACAAGGAAGGCGUCAUUGGACCGGAUGGGAAUGUUAUUGAACACGACUCUAUCGUACAUGGUGUUCCCGAUGGACAGCUUGUGGCAGUCAUCGACUCCGGUUUCACUUUCCCGCAAGUUCCUCGAAAGGUUGCUGAUGCUAUCUAUGGUCGUAUCCAAGGCGCCGAAUAUUCCUCCUCAUCCGAGCUAUGGCUGCUUCCAUGCAACCAAGAAGUGAACCUGACCAUCAAGUUGGGCGGUUUGCCGUUUCCUGUGCACCCGCUCGAUACCAGUAGCGAUGACUUUGGCGCAACUUUCGCCAACGGUUCUACGGCCUGCGUAGGCACUUUCCAACCCAUCACUUCUGCAUUCAGUUUACUGGGAGAGUACGAUAUGAUCCUUGGUAUGGCAUUCCUGCGAAACGCCUACACGUUGCUCGACUACGGUGAUUUCAUCGAAGACGCAUCCAGCGACCGCGGUGAUCCCUUCGUGCAACUACUUCCCCUCACAGAUCCAUCCGAGGCACACUCCGACUUUGUCAAGGUCCGGCUCGGCGGGGUCGAUACCACCGGUGACUCUGCGCACCAGCUCCUGCCUGAGAGCGAGGCGCAGUCCUCUCCGGAGUCCAAGGCUGAGAAAGAGCAGCACUUAAAGGGCGAGGUUCUGCGAAACUGGCCCUACAUUUUUCUCGGCGCGCUGGUUAUCUUCCUCGCCAGUGUAGGACUCAUCGUUUGGAAAUGCUGCUGCAAGAGGCGAGGUGGUCAAACCAAGCCUAGGGCGAACGCCAUCCUGCCGCUGGCGUCCAAGCGGGAGAAGUAUAGAUCUCUAGAUGACUCUGCCCCGCACAUGCCUCUGCAGACGAUAGCGCAACAGCAGAAUAAUUACUACGUCGGUGGCCGUUGAUGCCCUACUGGCACAGGUUUAAAUAGCAUGUUGCUGUGUCCGUGUUGGUAGGUAGGUAGGUAGGUAGGUAGGUAGGUAGAUUGCCGACGAGGUCCCGGUAGCGGAACAGCCGGUUGCUGCGCUGCACGUACGCCACUCGUGCAGUCGACAGCGUGCCAUUGGAACGCCAGAUUUGUCGCUGCUAACUCGCGUUUCAGGAGCCAGUGCGCAUAGCCUCGGCCCGUCCAAAUAUCAUUCAUUUACAGCCU
This is a messenger RNA of Punctularia strigosozonata HHB-11173 SS5, 1967 nucleotides long. Its product is annotated as acid protease. Gene Ontology annotation, biological process: proteolysis. The transcript has 9 exons. Lineage: Eukaryota; Fungi; Basidiomycota; Agaricomycetes; Corticiales; Punctulariaceae. The record is from RefSeq and is a predicted model, not a curated record. Gene Ontology annotation, molecular function: aspartic-type endopeptidase activity. The coding region runs from base 100 to 1719 and encodes 539 amino acids.